This is a messenger RNA of Camelina sativa (false flax), 648 nucleotides long. The record is from RefSeq and is a predicted model, not a curated record. Lineage: Eukaryota; Viridiplantae; Streptophyta; Magnoliopsida; Brassicales; Brassicaceae.
AUGGAGUCAACAACGUUCCUCACCUCUAAAAACAUUCCUCCAUGUCAACAAGUGUUCCUCAAAAUGCAAAAGUCAAGAUCAGCAUGGAGGUGUAUUAUGAUCACUUCCAAAGUGAUCAUAAUUGAUGCUUUCCUUCUGAUGGUUUUUGCCGCAAGCAUCUCAAGCUUGCGGCACAAAAACUGGUGGAGCUUCCCCAUAUGGAAGUGGGCGUUAACAUCGGGGCAAACAGUGUAUGUUCUUCAUGGUAUUCAAGACGCCGCACGGUUGUGGAUGACAAUAUUUUUUGUUAUCACAUUGAUAUCAAAGAAAGCGACAAAGCAGAAAAAGUUACUGCUUCUCGUGUUGAUUGAUUUUCUCACGCCGGUUCUAAUCAUCUUCUCCUUGUUCACAAAGUCCAUCAUCGCCAUGUGUUGUUCAGCGUGGUUCCACAUAACUAGUUACGAAGAACGGAUCAAGGAGUCUCUCUUAUUUUGGUCUGUUAUUCUGUUGGAAGCUCUUUCCGGUCAUCCUUGGAGCAAAAUACGCCAUGUAUUUGACCCAAAGAAAACAUCCGGUUGGGACAUCAAGAAAAUGCUCAUGGUCCAAAAACACAUUGGCAUAGACGUGAAGAUCCAAAGUGAAACCAAAGCGAAGACUGUCACUAAUUAA